Messenger RNA from Heterobasidion irregulare TC 32-1, 712 nucleotides. RefSeq lists its product as uncharacterized. The transcript is spliced from 2 exons. NCBI's taxonomy places the organism in Eukaryota, Fungi, Basidiomycota, Agaricomycetes, Russulales, Bondarzewiaceae. Gene Ontology annotation, molecular function: DNA-binding transcription activator activity, RNA polymerase II-specific; transcription cis-regulatory region binding. The coding region runs from base 5 to 490 and encodes 161 amino acids. Gene Ontology annotation, cellular component: RNA polymerase II transcription regulator complex. The record is from RefSeq and is a predicted model, not a curated record.
GCACAUGCCCAAUCCUCACGCCCUUCCCCCCUAUCAAUACGCACCCGCAGACUACUCCACCGCCGGUCUCCCUCCUCCCCACCAAGUACACGCCAUCCCUCCCGGCGUGCACGACCAGUCCCUCCCCUCUCCCGAGCAGCAACAGCAGCAGCAACAACAACAACAGCAGCAGCAGCAGCAGCAGCCCAACGCCAGAACACUCAGCCAGAGCAAGCGAGCAGAGCAGAAUCGGAAGGCCCAGCGCGCGUUCAGAGAGCGGCGAGACCAACACGUGAAGGCCCUCGAGUCCCGCUCGCAGCUCCUCGACGCCGCCCUCGCGUCCGCAGACGAAGCGAACAGGCGCUGGGAGGAAUGCCGUGCCCUCGUCGAUCAGCUGCGCAUCGAGAAUGCCGCCCUCCGCUCCGCGCUCAGCCAGGCGCAGGUCAUGUCCGGCAACAAUUCUCUCAACAACCCAUCGGGCGACAAGGGCGGAGAGAAGACCGACACGUAGGGAUGGUGGGCCGCCGGACUGUCUGUGUCGUCGCGAUUGGAUCGAGGUGUUCGCAUUCAUACUUUCUCUUGGCUCACUGUACACCAGCCGUUCAGUUUUACAAAACGUUAGCCAUCCUCCCAACGUGUCUCCGUUCUGGUCGUAAUCCCGUUGAGCCUGAGCACGGUCGCCGAUUGUACACUACCCGUCUUUAUUCUUCAAAUUUUCGCCUGUUGUUAUCCG